AUGAGUCUCAGCACAGGCAUUCUGAUGUCCCUGAACAUCUUCCAAUGCACGCCGAUACGAUGGAACUGGGAUCGAUUUGGUGGGGAGGAUGUGGAAUUUUGGUGCAUGGACUUGAACAAAUUGCAGUGGUCAAUCAACAUCACCAACAUCGUCUUUGAUAUCGUUGUACUGGUGCUCCCAAUACCGCUCAUAUGGAAAACGAAAUCAACCUUUCAUCGAAAGCUCGGCAUUGUCUUGAUGUUCAGUCUCGGAGUGGUCGUCCUCGUCGCAAGCUGUCUCAAAAUGCGUUACAACGUUCUCUACGGCAACUCCAACAACAUAACCUGGGACUACAUGGACCUGAUGGUAUGGGCAGGAAUAGAAAGCUCUGUCAGUAUCGCAGCGCCCUGCUUACCAACAGUUCGACUCUUUCUGCACAAAGUGUUUCCCACGUCAUUCGGGCGCAUAUUCGCAUUUGGCUCGCAUUGUGAAAGGACGUUGGACCAAGAGAUCAAGGCGGAGGAGGAAGAGGUUGCGCAGUGGGCAGCUGACGUUGAGAUGACCGGGGUUUCGGGGGUUGGUGUUGCGAGACCAAGGCGAGCUGCGAUAAGUUUGGGAGAAGGGUUUGAGAAUGGAAGGAGGGCGAAAAAGAAGAAGGCUAUGACGGAGUCUAGCCGGAUCUUGAGAAGCGUGGAUGAGAUACCACUGUCGCCGUAG
Molecule: messenger RNA, 696 nt
Organism: Fusarium subglutinans
Lineage: Eukaryota; Fungi; Ascomycota; Sordariomycetes; Hypocreales; Nectriaceae
Exons: 2
Coding region: 1-696 (231 amino acids)
Source: RefSeq, a predicted model, not a curated record